AUUAAUUUAUUAUUAUGUUGUAUCAUUAUUGAUUUAUAUCUUCGUCAUAAAUUACAAUUGAAUUUAAAAAUUGAUUUAUUUAAACAAUUAUAUAUUGACUAUAAUUUAAAUAAUAAUAAUGAUCAAUUAUCAAAACAAAAAAAUUAAAAUGUAAUUAUAAUCAUCAGUUAAAUUAUGAUAUGAAUCUAUCUACUGUAAGCUAUUCGCAUUUACCAUUACAUAAUUCAUUAUUAUAUAAUGAAAAUAAUACAAUCAAUAUAAGAAAGUAUAGAGAUGAAGGAAUUCAUCAAAGAUAUUCAGAAUUAUGUCCACAAUUGAAUGAAAUGAAAUCUAUGAAAUAUUCACCACUGAGAAAACUUGAUACCAUUAUUACUACUAAUACUGUUGCUACUACUACUACUAAUAAUAAUAGUAAUGAUAUGAAUGUAACUAGAUCUUUUCCUUAUUUAACAUCGAAUAUUCAUUCAUCUAAUAGUAUGAAUCCAAUUUAUCUUGAAUUAGAUACCAUUCAAAAUGAAAUGAAAUCAUCUAAUAAAUUUAAAACAAAUGAAUUAGAUAUCCAUUUAAAUUAUUUAAGUCAAAUUGUUUAUAAAUGUUCAAUGAAUCCAUUACAAUUAAAUGAUCAUAAAUAAAAUGAAUUCAAUCAAUUUAUAUAUCAUUAUUUAAUAGAAUCAUGUGAAUAUAUGAGUUGUGAUUUAACACAUCAACCACAACAACAACAGCAAACUGAUAUAACAUUAAUUCAUCCUGAAAUGGAUAAUGGAAUAAAUAAUUUAACAUCUAGUGAAUUAAUAAAAUUAUUUACUGAUACAACAGGUGAGGAUUUUAUUACAUCAGUUUGAUUACCAUCUAUCUAUCUAUCUAUCUAUAUGGUCGAUGUUUCAGGGAACACUAAUUCAGAUAGCAUAGCUACAAUUUAUUUUAAUGACAUCUAAACGUCCGGUUUUUUCUAUGCUAUCGAUGAAAGUUAUUCCCAUGACAGUUUAUUGAUUUACGUAUUAUUCUUCUGUGUCUUAUUGUUCAUUUAUGACUAAUAAUAAUAUUACUA
Molecule: messenger RNA, 1048 nt
Organism: Schistosoma margrebowiei
Lineage: Eukaryota; Metazoa; Platyhelminthes; Trematoda; Strigeidida; Schistosomatidae
Source: the annotation of a GenBank genome assembly